AUGAAGCAGCAAGGAAAAAGUAACAGCUGUAGACUCUGCAGUUGAGCUUAAGGGCUGAAUAGAGAACUGCUGUGGCAAUAAAGAUUCAAGUUGAAUUUAUUAAAAUAUUAAAUGUCCGCAGGGAAAUUAUGGCACAAUAGAGGCAUGUUGAAGAGCUGCUAAACAAGCAAUACAAUAACCGUCCCAGGGACACUGCUUCUUGUGCCGGCUGGAACAGAGCAACAAUGGACUGGAAACAAGUGCUUGUUGUCUCCUGCCUCGUGACUCUCGUGCUCCUGAUUGUUCUUGAAGGAGGCAAUGCCACGGCUGUGGGUCCCACAAAAGCAGCAGCUGGAGAAUCAAGCAAGGAAAGCAUGAAAAAAAGAGUCUUCAUGCAGGAGUCAGAUGCCUCUAACUUUUUCAAGAAACGAGGCAAGAGAGCUACAAAAUCCAGAGAUGAACUCAAUGCGGAGACCCGCCAGAUGCUGGCAGCAGAUGAACAAAGGAGGGAGUACUUUGAAGAACAGAGGAAUGAGUUUGAGAACUUUGUGGAGGAAGAGCGUGACGAGCAGGAUGAGAGAAGCCGAGAGCAGGUUGAGCAGUGGCGUGAAUACCAUUAUGAUGGCCUCUACCCACCCUACGAAUACAAUCGACACGUUGUCUAGAGCAAACAGGAAAAACACAUAGCCUAGUGUGUGCUCAGUAUGUUAUUGGCACGACUAACUGUAAGGCAAUAUUUUUGAAAUCACGGUACUCUUAUUGAUCCUUUUCUACUGAACUUCCUUCAUCAACCAUUCUCAUUUUACCAUUGACUUUGCGGAUGUGUACCAUUUUGCUUUGUAUUUUUAAGCACUAGUAUGUAGAAGCCUUGGGACCCAGCUGCACAGGGCAAAACAAUCCAGACUUAUGUAUAUAUGUAUGUAUAUUAGCAAUUCUGCUUAUAACAGUGGUUCUCGACCUUGGGUCCUCCAGAUGACCUUGGACUAAAACUCCCAGAAUUCCUGGCUAGCACAGCUAGUGGUGAAGGUUUCUGGGGGUUUUAGUCCAAGAACAUCUGGGGACCCAAGGUUGGGAAUCACUGGCUUAGGAAAAAUGGAUAAACGUUAUUCUAAAAUGACUACUCUAUUUUAAGAGGGGCAUUGUAUACAAAGUCAGUUUGCACAGUAUUUCACAUGAUUUUAGGAAAUGGGUCAAAGAAUAUUGACUUAACUUUUUGCAUUUGAGGAAGUGGGCUAUAGUCCACAAAACCGCAUGCCAAAUAAAAUUUGCUAGCCUUUUAGAGUGCCUCAAUUAUUCUGGUUAUGCAAAUGUUUGCUUAUUAAAGAUAUUUUAGCCAUUUGGAAUUUCUUUCCUUUCUCAC
Molecule: messenger RNA, 1339 nt
Organism: Pogona vitticeps (central bearded dragon)
Lineage: Eukaryota; Metazoa; Chordata; Lepidosauria; Squamata; Agamidae
Gene: UCMA
Product: upper zone of growth plate and cartilage matrix associated
Biological process (GO): embryonic skeletal system development; regulation of osteoblast differentiation
Cellular component (GO): extracellular matrix
Source: RefSeq, a predicted model, not a curated record